UUUGAAACAAUACCGCGGUUUAUUCAACAGAGAAUGCCUGCAUGGUACAACGCAAGGAAAGAAUUCAAAGUCACUGGUUCGACAAUGCACAAUGCCCUUGGUCUCAGAUCUCUGAAAGCAAUGAAACAACAUUUCAACAGCGCGGUUCUCGGACAGGAAAGGAUUUUUACUGCGGAAGAAAGGCAGAGAAUGCAGCACGGAACUAUAAAUGAAGUUAACGCAGUAGCUACAUUAUCAGGAGUCGUUCCACCUUUCUUGUACCCUUCAAUCGUGUUUGUUGAAGAAGGCUUUUACGCUGUAAAUUAUGAAGAUGACGGUGAGGGGAGUGAAAUGCGUCCAUUUAUUCUAGUUUCACCAGAUGGCAGUGUUAGAUCAAAAGUAGAUAUACCCAGUGGUAUGAACACGUUGACAUCUCUACCAGCAAACCUAGCCGUUGAGAUCAAAUGCCCAGCCCCUGUUCAAAGUGGAAAUUACAACAGAGUGCCACUCUACUAUACCCUGCCAGAUUAUCAUGUGUGUCAAGUAUUAGCCGAGAUGUAUGUUUUGGAUGCAAUGGAACUUCUUCUUGUAUGUUAUACUGAAGAAAGUACAACUGUAUUGCUGGUGACAUUUGAUGCGACAUUGUGGGACGAGUUGGUCAUGCAUUCUACAGCUCUCUAUUGUACAGUUGAGACUAAGAAGCCCAUACACAGCCCACCAUUCACCAAAGAGUUAGCUGAUAAACUGAAAUUAUUUAUCAGCAGCAAUGUCGAGUUUCUUGGAGAGUUUCCAUCAAGACAAAAUGCCAAUGAAUUAAUUGAGCAGCUCCAAACUUCAGCCGAGUCUCCUUUUCUGUUUGCCGCGCAAUCAGAUGAACUGUCUCAGCCGAGUGCUAUUGAAGAUUCGCUGGUAAAGGCAAAGGAGUGUGUUUACGAAAUGUACUCAAUAAGUCGGAAAAAAGCAGCAGAGGUCGUUGUUUGGCUCCUUCAAAAUACUAACCGACACUACAAAAAAGAGUGUCCACACUCAAUACCAAUUGCGUAUUGCAUGAAGGGCUAUAGUCUGAGUUGCAAGAUUAUGAGAGAGAUGAUUGACGACAUUCUCAAUAGUUGUGACAAACGAAAAAUAUUGGUACCAGGAUUGGCAUCAGAUGGACAGUGGUUACCCGUAUUUAAUACAAGUGCAAAUGGCAAUCCAUUGACAAAGCUACAACUGCAGAAGUUUGUUUGGAGUAAAAGCCAAAAGAUGAAAAAAGAAGAUAUAGUUGGAGUAAUAACUGAGCUAUCUUCACAAAGUAAAAUGCAAAUAAUCGGUGGACCGAACGUGUGCUUACAAACGGUAAUCUGGAAGGAGUAGUUGAGAAGGUGAAUUGAAGAAAACUGAACCAAACAUUUGAAAAACAACACACUGGUGGAAGGUCGAGCCAAAUUCGAUCAUCUGAUGAAGUUGAACCUGUCGACAUCUUAGCCAACAUCAAUGAAUUAGAGGAGUUGGAUUAUAUCAGAAUCCUGGCGAGACUGAGCAAUAUAAAACCAUUGAAAUGGAAAGAUUACACUCCUCACCAGCUAAUAACGUUUUUGAGUGUUAACUCCGCCAUACGAAUACAAAGCAUGACAGUGAAAGAGAUAGACAUUAUACUUGAGGCAUUGAGCAGUAAGCCGACAGUUAAAGGCUGGACAAAGGCAAAGAAAGUGAACUACCUCGCCAAAACAAUAGGUGAUUCAACAGAAAUACAUGUUGUCAAGCCUAAGAGGAAACUCAAAGAUCUUAAGAGUCUGACUUAAGAGGCCUUGAUGAAAUGGCCAAAGAUACGUAUGCAUGUAUUUGUCAUUAAUUUGGCGCUACUUAAUUUGGCGAU
Molecule: messenger RNA, 1837 nt
Organism: Owenia fusiformis
Lineage: Eukaryota; Metazoa; Annelida; Polychaeta; Sabellida; Oweniidae
Source: the annotation of a GenBank genome assembly